Molecule: messenger RNA, 1048 nt
Organism: Magnolia sinica
Lineage: Eukaryota; Viridiplantae; Streptophyta; Magnoliopsida; Magnoliales; Magnoliaceae
Product: F-box protein GID2-like
Exons: 4
Coding region: 41-859 (272 amino acids)
Molecular function (GO): protein binding
Source: RefSeq, a predicted model, not a curated record
CUUCCACAUUUCCGCCUCCUUUUGUAGGUAUCUCGUCUCAAUGGUGGAUAUCGAGCCAGGACGACACCAUCAGCAGCCGUCCGAUCCGUCGGAGGAGCCAUCAUUCCCCCUCGGUCCAGUCAUCAACGGCGGAAGAAUGCCGAGUGCGAAGAGGAGGAAGAAGAGGGCGAGGGAGAAAGAGGGAGAAGAGAUAGAGGAUUCCGAUGUUAGGGAUCCUCUGGUGGUGUUUGGCCCGGACAUCUUGACGAUGAUCUUGUGCCAUCUCGAUGCACGCAGCGUGGCACAAUCGCUUCUCGUUUCGCAUGGAUGGCAUGAAGUCGCUUCCAGCGAUCUGCUCUGGAGCGUCCAGAAAUUCCCACUGUUUCAGUGUGAAGAAUUGUGGUCAGGCAAGGCACACAUUCCUCGCUUUACGAUGGCAAGGGGAAUGUCAAAGUUGGCAGCCUAUUCAUUCUCUAUCAUGGAUGGCAGACGUACCCGAAUCAUGAUGGAGGACCUUUGCGAUCACAUAUGGGAAUUUCGUUUCAAAAAGACGGCUCCUGUGUAUUGGCGAGAGUUGGAUCCUUCUUGGGAGGGCACAGGUCCCCCAAUGCGCCGCUACUUCCACCCUGAUGGCUCCCAGACUGCAGAUCCUUCAGACAAAGUAUGGGGUGGUCACGAAUGCACGUACUCCAUUGUGACCAGUUUCGUGGAUGAGGGGAGGAUCAGGGAGCACUAUGUGAGGAUAAACAGGUGGCCUCCAAUGUCUGUCUCAAGGAAGCAAGACUGGAGCUGGGAGCUAGCCAACCACUUGUACUGCUACACGAGUAUCCCUGAUCCUGAUAAGGAGGGUGGCACUGGCCCGCUCUUUCCGGUCUGGUAAGUAAGCCAAACAACGGCUAGUUGCUGGUGGUUGUGAUGGGAAAAGUGAGGGAUGUCUUUCAUUCAUCCGGGGUCCUCUUUUGUUAUAUGUAUAAAAUGUAAUGCUGUAGAAUAACAUAUGACGAAUACUUUAUGUAGCUUGUAUGUGAAUGCGUGGUUACUAUAUAUGCAUGGCUGUAUGUAAAUAACA